AGAGCGGCUGGACGACGACGACAUAAUCUGUGGCCAUCGUUGACGGGGGCAUCUCAUUUAAAGUCAACUCACUCUCUGGCAUCUUAAUCAGAAAAGCUCAGAGAGUAUUAGCCACGGCCCUGUAAAUAUGGCCAUCCUAGACCUUGAAAAUCUCUUUGAUGUCUUAAAUGGGGUCCCUUACAUGUAUGUUUCAGUCAAUUAAAUAUGAGCUGCAUGAGUUGAGCAGAAAACAUAUUGAUGAUUAUAUGCAGGCUGUAGAAUGGAAGAUAAAUGCAAAGCUGUGUGGAACGCAUCCGCUGUCAUUCUGGACAUCGACUCAGGAUCGUGGGCAGACCGCUCACCACUCCAUGAUGCUGCCAGUCAGGGUCGCCUUCUGGCUCUAAAGAACCUCAUUUCACAGGGUCACAAUGUGAAUGUUCUGACAAUAGACCAUGUGACCCCCCUUCACGAGGCCUGUCUUGGAGACCAUGUUGCUUGUGCCAGAGCUCUCAUUGAUGCCGGAGCUAAUGUCAAUGCCUUUACUAUUGAUGGAGUCACCCCUCUCUUCAAUGCCUGUACAGUGGGUAGCGUGACCUGCACUGAAAUACUUCUGGAAAAUGGAGCAAAACCCCAGAGCCUCGUUUACCAUCCCUCACCGAUCCACGAAGCGACCAGCAAAGGUCAUUACGGCUGCGUGGAAGCUCUGGUGACUUGGGGGGCAGAUGUGGACACGGACAUUCCUCACCUGGGCACAGCGCUCUAUACGGCCUGUGUCUGCCAAGAGCUGGAGUGUGCCAGAAAGCUCCUGAGGGAAGGUGCAAAUGUACAGAAAGGUAAAUCUCUGGAGUCGCCCUUACAUGCAGCUGCAGAGAAAGACUGCACAGCCGUGGUGAAGCUGCUGCUGGACUUCGGUGCAGACAUUAAUGCCAGGAACAUGGAGCUGCAGAGGCCAGUGGAUGUGGCUCCUCCCAGCAGUAUAACAGAGGCUUUCUUACUACUCUACGAAGCUACGCCACGACUACUGAGCCAACUGUGUCGUCAGUGCAUCAGGAACUGUGUUGGUCGUGACAGACUCCACCUCCUUUGCCAUCUUCCUUUACCCAGAAUGCUCAGGAGGUACCUCCAGUACCAAUGACGAGCACAAAAGCUAAACUAUCUGCCUUAAAGGGACUUUUGGAAAGAAGCGUUUGAUGCAUUGAAUCUAUAAACUCUUCAUUUCAUCUGAGCUUCCACUACAGGCAACUGCAAAAGCAAUUAAAUGAAGUUCGUCACACACACAGCCACUGCGACAGCAUUGACCCGCGUGGCCUUAACCAGCUCACUGUGGGUGAACAUCUGGACCUGGAUGAUUGGAAAAGCAGGGUGGCGAUGAAGAGCUUGCAAGCUUCUCUCGAUAAGUAAUAGCAAAACAUAAUAUCAUAUAACAAUAAUACUUUGGGUUGCAGUAUUUAGAUGGUGCCUUAUCAGCUGUAUGAGCUAACAGUAGGUGAUUGCAGUAAAACUUUGCAGAGAUUGAAUGUAAAAUAAAUGCACAAUAAACUCUAUGUGAAUGUAUAUUUAUUGUUUUGCACUAUGACAUUGAAUGCAUUGCACACUAACACAAAUAAUAAAUGUUUUGAGACCUGGGGCA
Molecule: messenger RNA, 1609 nt
Organism: Thalassophryne amazonica
Lineage: Eukaryota; Metazoa; Chordata; Actinopteri; Batrachoidiformes; Batrachoididae
Gene: asb5a
Product: ankyrin repeat and SOCS box containing 5a
Exons: 7
Coding region: 260-1114 (284 amino acids)
Biological process (GO): positive regulation of protein catabolic process; protein ubiquitination; intracellular signal transduction
Molecular function (GO): protein binding
Source: RefSeq, a predicted model, not a curated record